This is a messenger RNA of Aspergillus aculeatus ATCC 16872, 886 nucleotides long. RefSeq names its product class I SAM-dependent methyltransferase. Bases 74 to 886 code for a protein of 270 amino acids. The record is from RefSeq and is a predicted model, not a curated record. The transcript has a single exon. Gene Ontology annotation, molecular function: methyltransferase activity. NCBI's taxonomy places the organism in Eukaryota, Fungi, Ascomycota, Eurotiomycetes, Eurotiales, Aspergillaceae.
UUUUCUUUCCCGCCUCAUUCAUUUAGAACAAUACUCAUUAUAUAUCAACUACACAAAGCAACCCCCCACAAAGAUGACUGAAAAAGCAACCUACACGCACGGCCACCACGCCAGCGUCCUGCGCAGCCACGGCCAACGCACCGCCCAUAACUCCGCGCAAUUCCUGCUCCCCCACCUGCAACCGCAUCACAGGAUUCUAGACAUCGGCUGCGGACCAGGCACCAUCACCGUCGACCUAGCCGCGCACGUACCCCAGGGCCACGUGACGGGCCUCGACAUGGUGGGCACCAUUCUCCCCGACGCGCGCGCCCUGGCCAGCUCCCGCAACGUCACCAACAUCGAUUUCGUCACGGGGGACGCCAACGCUCUCACCUACGACGACAACACCUUUGACGUCGUCUUCUGCCACCAGGUCCUCCAGCACGUCGCCGACCCGGUCGCCGUGCUGGCCGAAAUGCGCCGCGUGUGUAAACCGGGAGGCAUUGUCGCCGCCCGCGAGGCCGAUUACUCCGCCUUCAUGUGGUACCCGGAGCUGCCGGGGCUGCGGCGGUGGCAGAACCUGUAUGACCAAGUUGCGAGAAAGAAUGGGGGCGAGCCAAACGCGGGGCGGUUUUUGCAUGCAUGGGCCAAGAGGGCGGGUUUUGGGACUGGAGCAGUGGAGUGUAAGGUCAGUGCGUGGUGCUUUGCGACGCCCGAGGAGGUGAGCUGGUGGAGUGGCACGUGGCAGGAGCGGGCGGUGAAGUCGGCGUUUGCGAAGGGGGCGCUGGAGAAUGGGUUUGCGUCGGCGGAGGAGCUGACGGACAUUUCUGGGGUGUGGCGGGAGUGGGGUGAGGACGGGGAUGCGUGGAUUGCCAUUCCCAGUGCGGAGGUGGUUUGUCGAAAGUAA